CGACGGUUUGGCUCAAAAUGGCUGGAGAGAAACAGUUAUGAGGAUCGACGGUUUUACCAGGUUUUUAAGAAAAAUGAGCCCGUCUCUAGUUUGAAGGCGCUCCCUCCACAUAACUGGGGAUCCAGGGGCCGCGUGGAGAGGGGCGGACAGGACCACAACGUGGGCAACACCCAGAAAGAGGAGGAGGAGGCGGAGGCGGAGGUGGAGGAGGAGGAGGAGGCGGAGUGAGGGGAGUGGCCAAGGAGGAAGGAGUCAUCCAGUCGUUGGUAGCGAGUGAGUCCAGCCCAUCCGAUGAAGAGCCUUCAGUUCCGGAGCAUUGCCCCCAAGGCCCCGGCAGUUGUGCCCUCCCCCUCCCCUGCAGUCCUGUCCUGCCAGCCUCCGUCCGCCCUCCCCGAGGCCACCACCGCCUCCAGCCCAAAGUCCAUCAUCGUGCCCACCCAAAACUAUGCACUGAUGCAAAUAGCAGGUCAAGAUGGCACAUUCUCCCUGGUGGCGCUGCCCCCUUCUGUCGCAUCUCAGACACCACAGCAAACCCAGUCGAUCCAGAAGAACCUCAAGUUGCCCAUUCCCAGAUACCAGCCAGUGAGGAGCAAGGGGACCCAGGAUAAGGUCAAAUCUCCACCAACACCUACCAGGGUGAAAACCGCCUCAAACGUUUCUGUGGCAGUACAGACCAAGUCAGUGGAGACUGGAGGAUCAACCGCAAUGAAGAAAGAGACCAAGCACACAAAGGAAACUCUGGUUCCCAAAGAGGAGCCCUCAGAGCAAGUCAUUUUCAUUGAUUCAGCCUCCUCUGACAUUUCUGUCACCGCUCUUCUGCCAGACAAUGCUGUCCUCUACCCAGGUUCUCAGUUGGAACGAGUGCCAGAUGGCUCUGAACGACCUACAGCUACUGGUCUUAUUCAGAGUCUCCAGUACCCUACUACUGCUGUCAAAACCUCGCCGGGGAAAUCCACAGAGGAAAGGAAGACUACAGUGAGGAUGUGUCAAUCUAAGCCAGCUGCUGCCCAGCCCCAGAGCAGUAUCACAGUCUUGUCCCCAGCUAUCUUCAGUAAAGCGGUCCAGAUUAUCCCAUCCCCUCCCAAGGGUAAACUGCCUAUCUUGCCCUACUCUAAAAUGAAGAGCAGUCUCAUCCCACCUGCCAAGCUCAACAAUUUAUCCCCAGAGAAGAAAACCUUCUCUUCCCAGACGGGACUUAAAAACCCCGUAGAUGCUACAUCCAAGACCUCUGAAACACCUGAAGCCUUGAGUCACAACCACGUGCCAAACUCCACUACGCAGUUGCAGGCCAAGAACAUACACAUGCCUGUUGUGGCAACCCUACAGAAACCACCUGGCAAGAAGAGAGGAAGAAAGAGAAAGACAAUGGAAGACAUUUUAGCUUUUGAGGCUCGCAAGAAGAGGUCAUUGUCUUUCUUUCGCAGAAGGGUUCCUGAUAAAUCUCCAGCAGUUGUUCCGAGUUCCAAACAAAAGGAGGUGGAUAUUUCAAAGAAAUACCGCAGUAUUCGACCUAAGCCCAUGUUGGUUAUGGAGACAGUUCCCCAACUAGUUAGUUUACCUGCCAUCACUCCGGAUGGCCAAGAACAGGAGCUCAUACUUGGUCACCAGCUCCCCAACACUACCACAACAAAGACCCUGGACUGUCCGCCCCAAGCAGCGCCAGUAACCCUCCACCUGAGAGGCGGCUCUCACCCCCGACUGUUUAUAGGAAGCCGUCCGCUUCACCGAUGCCCGACCUGCAGCCGCUGUUUCCAGUUCAAACAUCACCUCCAGAGCCACAUGAACAGUCACACCAACAGUCGGCCCUACAUCUGCCCUGUGUGUCGCAAGGCCUACGCUCACUCAGGCAGCCUGAGCACCCACAUGAAGCUUCACCACUCCGAGGUACGACCACGUCGGUCUUUGAGCUGUGAGUUCUGUGAGAAGUCCUUCGGAUAUGUGGGGGUGUACUUCAGUCAUCUGAGGGAGGUCCACAAGGUGGUGCUGACGGUAGAGCCAUCAAUCAGCCAACAUGAGGACGACGUGUCUGUGGAGGGGGCCAACUCACCAGAUCCGGCUGAUGAACAGGAUCGUGAAGACCCUGUGGAGUUGCAGAUUAAAUGUGGCCGCUGCCAAGCUAUCACUCCCACCUUUGCAGACAUGAAGAUGCAUUUGCUUUAUGUGCAUGGGGAGGAGGUGCACAUUCGGCUACACAAUGGCCAGCCUCCACGGGGUGGCCGCGAGGCUGAGAAUGAACUGGUGAAGCACGCGGCGCACUACUGGCGCCAGCUCAACGAGAGGCGCAAUCUCGUCAAGUGUGGCAGCUGCGAUGAAGAAUUCUUUUCCUUCUCCAAGCUCAAGAGGCACAUCAUGUCCCACCACCGUGGAAGUGAGGGGGAGGACAGUGGGACGUUGUCAUCACCGGAGAGCAGUGUAGGGCUCGGUGUCCUGGCAGCGGGUGCAGCUUUUAACUGUGUGCUCUGCAGCGAGGUGUUGAACACUAAAGAAAUAGUUAUGGAGCACUGGAGGAGUCGCCACCACUGUGAGCAGCCUGGCCUGCUGUGGGACGCCCUGAGCUCCUACUCCGGCCAGGAAGAGGGGGAGGCAGACGGGGAUCUGAACACUCCCGCUCUGAGCCCACAUUAGCCAGCCUAGCGCUUGGACGGGCAUGGAGCCCUUCACCAAGGUUCCUCCUCCUCCUUGUACUCACUCAGUCCUAACAAUCAGCAGCACAGGGAUAGAGAGUUUCUCUUACGUUUUUUAGCACUAGUUUCAUCUUUCACCAGCUGAGGCAUUUGACUUGGUCCAAAAAAAGAAAAAAAGAAAAACAAAAUCAAAUCCACGGUGAAAAUUGAUCUUCGUGUUACAACUCUUAAGGGAUAUUCUCACUAGGUCAGAGAAUCCACUUUUAUAAACAGUAUAAUUUUUCAUAGUAUUUUGAUUGCACUGUUCUGUUCUUGGAUUGUUUUUGUUCUGAGGUAUGUAUUUAAAAUCCUGUUGGAGAUUAGAUGAUUAUUUUUUUCUACUGGUUAUUUAAAUGUUAUUAAGAGGGUAAUUUAUAACCUAACUGACAACAGUAUAUCUAGUAAAAGGUCGUUUCAUCCUUUAAUUGAUCAUUGAUCUAGCCAUGCAGAUUAUUUGGUGGUACAGGCUUCUUUUUGAGAUAGCUGAAAGUGGAUGUGGAUACAUUUAUCACCCUCAUUUUCCCUCUUCACUUUUCCUCUUUGUCAAAAAGUCAUUGCAGCUUUCUCAGCUAGAUCACUUUAUUAAAAACUCAUACUUGUACCAUUAACAUCCGUUUAUCUUGUUGCAGCUGGUUACACUAUUAGUGCUGUGAGAUGACAUGUAUCAACAGAAUUUUUCUAAGCGUCUCUCUAACCCACAUGGACGCCCAAACUUAGUUUCCUUUUAGAUGUGAAUACCACAAAGACGCUCCAUUCACCAAACCACCAAAUCUGCAUGGCUAGACACCACUACUUUGAAAGUGAGAAAAAUAUUUGUUAGUUAGAGUGGACUGAAUUGUUAAAAUGCUAAAAAAAAAAGAAAAGUAUAAGGUCUACUAUCACACUGGGGGGCAAUUUAUCCACAAGCCUUGGAUUACAACAGAUUAAAUAGAAAAUCGGUUUCUGCACAAUCCUUCGACGGGAUGUUUGUCAUGUAGUGGAGGAAGCAUCAAAAUGUUCAGCUAUGACUUGAACUUCCACCUCAUGGUCUUAUUAAGGGCAGGACAAGGGUCCCUCUUUUCAACAUGGGCCCACGAAGGAACACUUUCAUAACCAGCACCCAAGUGACAUCCUUGUUGCCUUUCUUGGAAAACAAAAAAAAAAGGAAGAAAAAGAAAUCGGUGUUCAUGCGUAACGUGGCUUAUCAUCGUCCUCUGUAGGCCGAGUUCUAUCUUCUUGACUUGUUGAUUAAUGCCUAUAUGUGUAUUCUGUGACAUGCCAAGGGUCUAUUCACACUAGUGAUUGUAGAAGUGAGUAUUGCAUUUUAGGCUUUUCUCAACAUGAAAAAAAAGAAAAGAAAAAUUGACAAAAUACCGUUUGUUGAGUUAGAGCAGAUGAAUGAAUACCUGUUGUCAACCAGCUCAUGUACGCACCUGUGGAACUGUGUGCACCCAGACUCUGACCAGAGUUGAUAUAAACUGUCGUCAAGUCCAGAAAAAUAUGCUAUUUUAUAUUCUAGAUUAAAACAGAGUUCUUUUAGUAUAUUUAUGCUCGUGAUUGGAACCAGCACUGAGACAUUUGUUACAUUUGCUUCUUAUGAGUUUUAUUAUUUUUGUGUGUGUGUUUCUUGGUCGGGACGUCCCGUUACUACAUGGCAGGUAGCUCUGUUAACAUUUUGUCUGUGUUUUAUUCAUAUGAAGAAAAAAAAAAGUCACAGGGUGAAGUGAAUGUACCUGAAUGUUUUAAAACCCCUACCAAAAGUAUAUAUAUAUAUAUAUAAACAUAUAUAUAGACUUAUUAUUUAGAUAGAUUAUAUAGAUAUAUUGAGAAAAAUUAUAUAUAAAUAUAUAUAUAUUUAGUAACUAGUGAAUCAGCCGCUUUGUUCUGUCACAGUGGAGGAGAGGAGCAAGAUGCAUAUAUAUAUAUUCUUUCAUUGCCAAACACUGGCAACAAAAGCCAUGCAGAGCUGUCCUUACGUGUCUGACACAAAACGCAGGGCUGUGAACGAAGGGCAACUCACCGACAUCCACGGCUGAUGCAGCAGCAGGAGGAGUCGUAGCGUUCAUUGGUGGGAUGCCCUUUUGUUCUCCAGCCCUCAACGCAAACCAGGAAGUGACAGGAUUAAGGCUCAGACUCUUCUUUUACUCAGCUACACGAGAAACACAAGACGACCGUCGCACAAGUUGAAAAAUAUAUAAAAAAAAAAAAAAAAAAAAAUAAGUAAAAAUACAGACCUAAUCCCACAGUAGGUGAUAUGAUGUGUUGACUGUGUCAAAAAUAAUAAAAGACUGAAAGUGUUUGUGCUCGUAACUGUUUAUGUAUCCGAUGAACCUGAUGUUUAUGAGAAUAAAAAAAUAUGCUUUGUUGAGGA
This is a messenger RNA of Mugil cephalus (flathead mullet), 5013 nucleotides long. RefSeq names its product zinc finger protein 438 (gene znf438). The coding region runs from base 292 to 2625 and encodes 777 amino acids. The record is from RefSeq and is a predicted model, not a curated record. Gene Ontology annotation, molecular function: RNA polymerase II cis-regulatory region sequence-specific DNA binding; DNA-binding transcription activator activity, RNA polymerase II-specific. Gene Ontology annotation, cellular component: nucleus. The transcript is spliced from 4 exons. Gene Ontology annotation, biological process: regulation of transcription by RNA polymerase II. Lineage: Eukaryota; Metazoa; Chordata; Actinopteri; Mugiliformes; Mugilidae.